Molecule: messenger RNA, 3317 nt
Organism: Drosophila willistoni
Lineage: Eukaryota; Metazoa; Arthropoda; Insecta; Diptera; Drosophilidae
Gene: cv-2
Product: BMP-binding endothelial regulator protein
Exons: 6
Coding region: 53-2350 (765 amino acids)
Molecular function (GO): protein binding
Source: RefSeq, a predicted model, not a curated record
CUAAAAGAUAUAUAAAUAUAUAUACCUAGAAACAUAUUCAAGUGAAAUAUUGAUGCAGAUUUUCAAGGAACUGAAGCUACAUCAUCAUCUCAAUCAGCAAAAAAAUCCACACAAAAUUGUGAAAAUGUGUUGCAAAUCAAAUGGCGGCGCCAAGUGGAAAAAAUGCUCCUCCUACCCCAUGGCCAAGGGCAUACAAAGAGAUCAGCAACAAUCUCACAAUAUGAUCACAAUUCUAACACUAAUCCUGCUGGUCAUCAUUCAAAUGCAAGUGGUCAGUGCCGGCGUAGGCGAUGGCCUUAUGGGUCACAUUGAAUCCUGUUCGAAUGAAGGCGAAGAAAUUCAACUUGCUAUAAAGAACUCCAAAUGCUUCAAAUGCAGCUGUCAGAAUGGCCUUGUGAACUGCUACAGUAGUUGCCCCUCGACAGAUGAUUGCUUUCUGCUGGACUCCAAGUCGGGAGACACCUGUUGCCGCCGUUGUAAAGGUUGCACAUUUCGUGGUGUACCCUAUGAAAGUGGUGCAGAAUGGACUGAUCCAGAGGAUCCUUGCAAGACAUAUAAAUGCAUUGCCAGUGUUGUUACUGAGACAAUACAAAAAUGUUAUUCCCAGUGCGAUGACAAUCAAAUGAUGCCACCACGCCCUGGAGAAUGCUGUCCGACAUGUCAGAGUUGCAAGAUCAAUGGCCAGACUGUUGCCGAGGGUCAAGAGGUUGUCGCCUCGAUCGAUGAUCGCUGUUUGGUCUGUCAGUGCAAUGAGAAUAAACUAAGUUGUGCCAAGAAAACUUGCCCCAUAUUGCAGUGCCCCAAAACGAAACAGAAACAACAUCCAAAUGAAUGUUGUCCUCGUUGCACAGAACAGCGGGAAUUUGUUCCCGUCAUAGGCAAAUGCAUCUUCAAUAAGGAUGUUUACUAUGAUAAGACACAAUUCACACCGGAUCGUUGCACGAAUUGCACAUGCCUCAAUGGCACAUCCAUUUGCCAGCGUGCCACUUGCCCCAUUUUGGAGUGUUCACCCGAAUUCCAAGAGGACGACGGCUGCUGUCCAAGGUGUGUGGUGGCCGAGGUGAGGAGCGAGUGCACCCAUCAGGGCAUUACCUAUGCCAAUAAUGAGACCUGGAACAUGGGUCCCUGUCGCAGUUGUCGCUGCAACGGCGGCACCAUACGCUGCUCCGAGAUGCGUUGUCCACAGGUGAAGUGCCGAGGGAAUGAAGAGCUCAAAGUGCCACCGGGUGAGUGCUGUCCCAAGUGUUUAGAGACCGCUGGCACUUGCACAGUCUUCGGUGAUCCCCACUUCAAGACGUUCGACGGCAAAUUCUUUAGUUUUCAAGGCAGUUGCAAGUACUUGCUGGCCGCCGAUUGCCUAACCCAUAACUUCUCCAUACGUCUGACCAAUGAUGGGCGUGGCACAAAACGUUCCAGCUGGCCGAAGACUGUUACUCUGAAGUUGGGCAACUUACGCAUCAAUCUGGGUCAAAAACUGAGGGUCAAGGUGAAUGGAACUCGAGUGCUGUUGCCCUAUGUAAACGAUGCGGUGACCAUUGAACGUUUGCCCGAAGGUGGCAUAAUGUUGCGCUCCAAACUGGGCCUGGCCAUCGAAUGGGAUGGCAGUAAUAACUUCCUGCAGAUCUCGGUGCCGGCUCAUUAUAAGCAUCGUUUGUGUGGCCUUUGCGGGAACUACAAUGGCAGCGUGCGGGACGAUUUAACAGGACGCGAUGGACGACAGCAUGGGGACAAUGAGGUCUGGCACUUUGCCAACUCCUGGAAGGUGGGCGGACUCAAGUCUUGUUCGCGUCCAAGGGAGCAUCGUAAUGUGGCAGCCACGCCCACGUGCAAUAAGCGAAAAUCGAGUUUCUAUUGCCGCCCGCUGCGUCAAUCGUCAGUAUUUGGUAAAUGUGAUAAUAGAGUAAGUCCUGACAAUUAUAUAGAAUCCUGUCGCAUGGAUGUUUGCGAGUGUCCAUCGGGUAAUUGCCAUUGCGAUAGUUUUGCCGCCUAUGCCCAUGAAUGUCGACGUUUGGGUAUAAAGUUGCCAGAUUGGCGUACGGAUACCAAUUGUCCUGCUGCUGGCGGUUGGCGAAGAAAUGUGACUAUAGCUCAAUUUAAGGGUAAUCAUCUCUAUGGUGAUCCUGAUUUUGGUGGCUCAAAGGCACGUCGACGCAAACAGCAGCAACAACAACAGCAGCAACAUCAACAGCAGCAACAACAGCAGCUGCAUCGACGGCAGCAACAUCUACACAACAACAACAACAAUCAUCAACAGAACCAACUGCUGGACAAUGAGUUCAUUAAGAAGCAUGUGCCACAUAGCCUGCUGCAGCCGCGUGCGCCGGAUCGCACGCCGCCACCGCUCCAUUAGAGACUAGACGAUAAUUUAGUUAAAAUUCCUCCCAUGCCAAUGUCCCCCAAUGACCCCCUUUAAAUUCCCCCCGCCUUUGCCCCCAUGACACAGCACCAGUAUUACGUUAAGCAUUAUUAAAAUUUCCCUGCCCCAUCCACCUCCCAACCCCCCGCCUUCCAUCUUCCACUCUGGUGUGCCCUCUCCUCCUUGUCCUACUCUCGGCUAGAAUUGCAUCUCAUAUAUAUUAUUCACAUUCACAUACGAACGAAAAGUUCGCCAUUUACUUAAGUUUAAGUUUUAUUUAUUUUAGCUUAUAGUUCAUCGGGAAUUUCUACUUAAGUUGUAACUAUAAAAAAAAAUAUUAUUAACUAUAUAUUUUAAAUUUAUAUCGUUUUUUAGUUAAUUAUGCUACACCCUAAACUUAAUGCUAUAACUACUACAACUACUACAAAUAUAUAUACAAAUACAUAUAUAAACAUAAAAAGAAAAUCUACUAUUAUAUGAGAGAAUUGCACAAAACAGUAUUCUUUGCUUAGUUAAACAAACAAACAAACAAAAAAAACUCAAAAAUCCAACACACACUAAUCAAAAGGAACAAAUCUCUAAAAACAAAACAAAAAACUCCUUCCUUCCUGCUCUUUCUACUAAACGCUGGAAAUUCAAUCUCGAAGAAAAACUCACUCAAUAGUUAGGAAAAUUCUAUGGAAAAUCCAUGGCCGUAUUGCUUUUUACUCUAUAUACUUAUGUACUUCCACCUACUUAACUUAACUACUUAAAUCUAUAGAAAACAAAAAACAAACAAAAACUGUGUUAAUAAUAUAUAUAUAUAUAUGUAUCUACACAAUUUAUGUAGAGAUUCACUACCAGUUCCAUUUGCCAUUUACAAAUUAAUCGAAAAUUGAAAGGAAAUUAAAUUAAAUUAAGUAAACUAUCUACUACCAUAUAUGUACUAUCUACUGGAUCUGUAAAUGUUAUAAAACAAAUU